UUGGUCGCAUUUUACGACCGACAUCCUCAUCCACGUCGCGUCCAAGCACGUGACCUCCGCCGCCACCUACGCCACCCUCCGCGGCGUGUGCCGGAGUUGGAGAGCCGCGCUCCCCGCCACAGUGCCCGGCCCGCACCGCCUUCCCCCGCAGCUCCCCUUCCUCCUCCUCUUCUUUAGCCGCUGCCGCGCUGAUGAUCCCGCCCACCCCGCCUUUUUCUCCCUCACCAGCAAUCGCACCUUCGCCCUCCGCCACCUCGCCGACGCCCAUGAGAGCGUCUGCAUCGGCUCCUGCUACGGGUGGCUCUUCCUCCUCUUUCCCGAUUUUAACCUUGUCCUCCGCAACCCCGUCACGGGCGACACGAUCCGACUCCCUCCCCUCGACGGCACCAUCGGCCUCGCCUCCCCCGACCCCUUCAUGAGGAAUCUGCUGUUCGAGCACCACUUUUUUAUCCGCCGAGCCAUCUUAUCCUCCGACCCUUCCGCCGACUGCGACUUCUUGGUGGCCCUCUUCGUCGACACAGCAACAUCCCGCUGCUUGACCUGGGGGAGCGGUGACCGCCUCUGGACCAUCCGCGAGCACCCCAA
Molecule: messenger RNA, 585 nt
Organism: Ananas comosus (pineapple)
Lineage: Eukaryota; Viridiplantae; Streptophyta; Magnoliopsida; Poales; Bromeliaceae
Product: F-box protein At1g10110-like
Exons: 1
Source: RefSeq, a predicted model, not a curated record